This is a messenger RNA of Paramuricea clavata, 4577 nucleotides long. The record is from the annotation of a GenBank genome assembly. NCBI's taxonomy places the organism in Eukaryota, Metazoa, Cnidaria, Anthozoa, Malacalcyonacea, Plexauridae.
AUGGUACCCAUCAUUGACACGUUUUUUGAGAAUGUUAAAUCAACUAGAAAACUGGAGAUAUCGUUGGUAGUUCUCGAUAAUGACGCUCUCUUGAAGAAGCUUAAUGAAUCCACAAUUAACAUUCACACUGUAGAGAUUCAGUCAACGUGUAAGGUACACCAAGUUUUAAGAAAUUAUUCUUUACCGCCUUGUCUAGAAGUCCUACGUAUUAAUCAAAAUAACUUGAAUUUCGAGGACAUUUCUGCUCUAGUUGAAUCUCUUAGUAGCGUGAAUGGCUUACACGAGUUAGAUCUAUCUCGUACUAAGUUUAAGGAAAGUAGCUUUUUUGCUUUUAUAUGCGUACUUGACAUUUGUAAAGAUCUAAAAAGUUUGAUUUUAACUGAUAAUGGCUUAACUAAACAACAAAUAACCGGCUUAAUAACUCAGUUUGAAUCGAUGAGAAAUCUUAAAAAUUUAAAUUUAUCUAAAAACAACCUUACUGAAACACAAGCAAAUGACAUACUGCAGAAACAUGGACAAGCUAAGAACAUUAUUUCUUUAGAUUUAUCACAAAACGCACUACAUGGAAACGAAAUUAUCACUGGGACUUGUCAACUGCAAUCACUCGAAGAACUAAAUCUUUCUCAUAACUACAUCAAAUUUUUUCCAUUACCCAACUUCGAGGAAAAACGCAACAGUUUGUCAAUAAGCACGAAAAUCGUUUCAUUGCCUUCCAAUCACAUGACGCCUGACGACAUUUGCCAGCUUUGCUCUUUAAUCAGAUCAGACUUAGUGAAACUGGACUUAAAUUUUAAUCAUGUUGGUAAUUCCAUUUGGUCGUUAUGUUCACUAGGUUCAAGGAUUAAGCAUUUGAAAGUGUUAAGUUUAGCAAAUACGGCUAUUUGUGGUGCUAUUGAAGGUUUACCAAUUCUACUCUCUUUAGUGGAAGAAGUUGAAGAACUGAAUUUAUCUUUCAAUAAUCUUAUGUUGAUAGAUUUCCAUCAACUUCAAUCACCCUUUUCAAACUUAACUCAAUUGAAGAAGUUGAAUUUAAGCAUGAAUGCUAUUGGUCCAGAUGGAAUAAGAGCUCUUGCAAACAUUUUCAAAACGUUUCCAUUUCUAGAGUGGCUAGACAUGAGUAGAUCGUGUAUCAAGGAAGAUGAAAUAAGUGCCUUGUGUAAGGGUUUAGUUCCGUUAAGCGCAUUAAAAUACCUGAAUUUGUCAGGCAAUAGGAUUGAUAUUACAGUUUUAGAUGAUGCCUUGUUUUUACCUCUGACGUUGGAGGAGUUGAUUUUUGGAGAUAUUCUUCAUGGCGAAAAACUCUUCGCCGAAAUGAUACGGCUAAAAAAUCUAAGAAAACUUCGUCUUAGCAAACUGAAAUUAAGAGCUUGUGAUGUUGAGGCGUUAGCUGCCAUGCUGUCUUCUUUUCUGUUGUUGGAAGAACUAUCUUUAGCCGAUAUUGUUGUUCAAGAUUUAAAGUGUGAGAAAAUCCUUAGCGCAAUGAACUCGUUAUCGAACAUUAAAAGGAUUAAUCUUAGUGGUAUAAAAUUACUUGAUGAAAAUGCAUUCCCCUAUACGCUAUCGUCUCUUUUGUCCUUGGAAGAACUAGUUUUAACUGACAUGAAUGUUGCGAACAUGGGCUGUGAAAGAUACAUUAGUGCGAUAAAAUUGAUGAAACAUUUGAGAAAACUUAACCUUGAUUGUGUAAAAGUGUUUGACGAGAAAGCUUUGUCUGAAAUGCUGUCUUCUCUUUCAAUUUUGGAAGAAAUUGUGUUUCCUGAUGUUGUUUUAGGGGAUAUUGAUUGUAUGACAGGAUAUUUUAGUGACAGGAUAUUUUUUAUGACAGGAUAUUUUAUUUUUAAUCAUUAAGAUAUCUGAAAAAUCUUGAUCUGCAUUGCACUAGAAUUUUUGUUUCUGGCGUAACGGAAGCUUUAACUCGCGUGUUACCGUCAUUACAGUUGUUAGAAAAGCUAGUCUUGGGAAGAAUUAACUUUGAUGAUGAAUGUCAAAAACAACUGUUUGUUGCACUCGGACAAUUGAAAUACCUCAAGGAACUUAAUUUAUGCGAGACGCAAAUUACCAAAACUGGCGCAGAAGCUUUAGCUGAGGUGUUACCGUCACUGCAGUUGUUGGAAAAGCUACAGUUGCAUAGAAUUGACUUUGAUGGUAAAUGUCAAAAAAAACUGUUUGCUGCAUUCGGAAAAUUGAAAUUCCUGAACGAAGUUAUUUUAUGGGCGACUGAUAUUACCCAACCUGGCGCAGAAGCUUUAGCUGAGGCAUUACCAUCACUGCAGUUGUUGGAAAAGCUGGUGUUGCGAUGUAUUGACUGUGAUGGUGAAUGUCAAAAACAACUGUUUGCUGCACUAAAAUGAUUGAAAUAUCUGAAGGAAAUUAAUUUAAAUAACACUCAUAUUAUCCAAUCUGGCGCAGAAGCUUUAGUUGAGGCGUUACCAUCACUGCAGUUGUUAGACAAGCUGCAGUUGGGUAGAAUUGACUUUGAUGGUAAAUGUCAAAAACAACUGUUUGCUGCACUCGGAAAAUUGAAAUUCCUGAACGAAGUUAUUUUAUGGGCGACUGAUAUUACCCAACCUGGCGCAGAAGCUUUAGCUGAGGCAUUACCAUCACUGCAGUUGUUGGAAAAGCUGGUGUUGCGAUGUAUUGACUGUGAUGGUGAAUGUCAAAAACAACUGUUUGCUGCACUAAAAUGAUUGAAAUAUCUGAAGGAAAUUAAUUUAAAUAACACUCAUAUUAUCCAAUCUGGCGCAGAAGCUUUAGUUGAGGCGUUACCAUCACUGCAGUUGUUAGACAAGCUGCAGUUGGGUAGAAUUGACUUUGAUGGUAAAUGUCAAAAACAACUGUUUGCUGCACUCGGAAAAUUGAAAUUCCUGAACGAAGUUAUUUUAUGGGCGACUGAUAUUACCCAACCUGGCGCAGAAGCUUUAGCUGAGGCAUUACCAUCACUGCAGUUGUUGGAAAAGCUGGUGUUGCGAUGUAUUGACUGUGAUGGUGAAUGUCAAAAACAACUGUUUGCUGCACUAAAAUGAUUGAAAUAUCUGAAGGAAAUUAAUUUAAAUAACACUCAUAUUAUCCAAUCUGGCGCAGAAGCUUUAGUUGAGGCGUUACCAUCACUGCAGUUGUUAGACAAGCUGCAGUUGGGUAGAAUUGACUUUGAUGGUAAAUGUCAAAAACAACUGUUUGCUGCACUCGGAAAAUUGAAAUUCCUGAACGAAGUUAUUUUAUGGGCGACUGAUAUUACCCAACCUGGCGCAGAAGCUUUAGCUGAGGCAUUACCAUCACUGCAGUUGUUGGAAAAGCUGGUGUUGCGAUGUAUUUACUGUGAUGCUGAAUGUCAAAAACAACUGUUUGCUGCACUCGGAAAAUUGAAAUUCCUGAACGAAGUUCAUUUAUGGAGGACUUAUAUUGCCCAACCUGGCACAGAAGCUUUAGCUGAGGCAUUACCUUCACUGCAGUUGUUGGAAAAGCUGGCGUUGCAAUGUAUUGACUGUGAUGGUGAAUCUCAAAAACAACUAUUUGCUGCACUCGGAAAAUUGAAAUACCUCAAGGAACUUAAUUUAUGCCAGACGCAAAUUACCAAAACUGGCGCAGAAGCUUUAGCUGAGGUGUUACCGUCACUGCAGUUGUUGGAAAAGCUGAAGUUGAUAUGUUUUCACUGUGAUGGUGAAUGUCAAAAACAACUGUUUGCUGCACUCGGAAAAUUGAAAUACCUGAAGGAAGUUAAUUUAUGGGAGACUGAUAUUGCCCAAUCUGGCGCAGAAGCUUUAGCUGAGGCGUUACCAUCACUGCAGUUGUUGGAAAUACUGCAGUUGUAUAAUAUUGACUGUGAUAGUGAAUGUCAAAAACAACUGUUUGCUGCACUCGGAAAAUUGAAAUACCUGAAGGAAGUUGAUUUACGGGAGACUGAUAUUGCCCAAUCUGGCGCAGAAGCUUUAGCUGAGGCGUUACCAUCACUGCAGUUGUUGGAAAUACUGCAGUUGGAUGAUAUUGACUGUGAUGGCGAAUGUCAAAAACAACUGUUUGCUGCACUCGGAAAAUUGAAAUACCUGAAGAAAGUUCAUUUAUGGAGGACUUAUAUUGCCCAAUCUGGCGCAGAAGCUUUAGCUGAGGCGUUACCGUCACUGCAGUUGUUGGAAAGGCUGGAGUUGCAAUGUAUUGACUGUCAUGGUGAAUCUCAAAAACAACUAUUUGCUGCACUCGGAAAAUUGAAAUAUCUGAAGGAAAUUAAUUUAAAUGACACUCCUAUUAUACAAUCUGGCGCAGAAGCUUUAGCUGAGGCGUUACCGUCACUGCAGUUGUUCAAAAAGCUGGAGUUGUAUGAUAUUGACUGUGAUGGUGAAUGUCAAAAACAACUGUUUGCCGCACUUGGAAAAUUGAAAUACCUCAAGACAUUUGAUUUAAGGAUGACUGGUAUUACCCAAGCUAGCGCAGAAGCUUUAGCUGAGACGUUACCAUCACUGCAGUUGCUGAAACAUCUGUUUGUGCAAAGUGUUGACCAAACUGGUGCAACCGCUUUAAAGUCUGUAUUACCAACGCUAAGCUACUCUGAAACGUCUUCAUAUGUCGCGUGGAGUAGAAAGUGA